This is a messenger RNA of Mandrillus leucophaeus (drill), 698 nucleotides long. It is a transcript of the gene TMEM132E-DT, whose product is annotated as chromosome unknown open reading frame, human C17orf102. Lineage: Eukaryota; Metazoa; Chordata; Mammalia; Primates; Cercopithecidae. The record is from RefSeq and is a predicted model, not a curated record.
CAUUCCCAGCCUGGGGGCGCGCGCGGCUCCUUAAUGAGACUCGGGCCAAGGGCCGACCUCGCGAUUCCUCUCGCCCCUAUUUUAUGUUUGAUUUUUCCUUCCCAACGCCGGCUAGCGCUGGGACCCGAAUGGGGCCGGCCAGCUGCGAGCUGCGUUUCUCCAGGGUAGACGCCACCGCAGUCACUGAUGUCCCUUUUCAAAGGAUGCACGCUCCCCACCGGGCGCCGGAGGUGUUUUGCAGCCGCUCUGCCAGAGGCGCGGGUAGGGGGCACCCUACACCCAUCCCCAGAGUCCGCUGGGCACAGGCUGGAAAUCAGCCUCGCUGCUGUGCCCAGCUCCUCUCGGGCCGCGGGGGCUCUGGGACACAGCUUCGUGCGGGAUGGGUCCGGGGCGCAGCUGUGGGAGACCUAUUUAUUCCGCUGCUGGGGAAGGAAGAGGGAGAAGAGGAGGGGACAGUGCUUUCCUACAGGUUUACGGUGCGUAUCUCCAACAUCACAGUCAUUGUAGGUACAACAGUGAGCAAAACAAAACUAACUCUUGUCCUCAUGGAACCCCAGGUUCUUCCUGUACCUCUGAUAUGGAGCUAUCCUUCCUGGAUUGAAGCCGUCUGCCAAGUCAAUGGGCCUGAUGAUCAUCUGACUCUCCAAAUGCCAGAAUUUCCUCCUCCUUGCCUCAGGGAAGUGAAGGGCAGCCGAUAG